Phoenix dactylifera (date palm) is the source of this 4828-nucleotide messenger RNA. Its product is annotated as endo-1,4-beta-xylanase 1. The record is from RefSeq and is a predicted model, not a curated record. Gene Ontology annotation, biological process: carbohydrate metabolic process. Gene Ontology annotation, molecular function: hydrolase activity, hydrolyzing O-glycosyl compounds. Lineage: Eukaryota; Viridiplantae; Streptophyta; Magnoliopsida; Arecales; Arecaceae.
GCAAAGAAGGGAAGGGGAAAAAACAUAUAAAAACAGAUAAUAAAAGGAGGAUGAAGAGAAUCCGGUGCAUCCAAAUGAUAAGAGGAAAGGGAAGGGGAAGAGAAGAAGAAAUUAAAAGUGAAAAAAUAAAGAAAAAAUAAAGAAAUAAAUAAAGAAAACAAACCUUCCUGUCCUAAUGUAUCUUAGAUUAAAACACUGUAUGUAUGAGGCCAUAAUGCAACUUGGAGGAGUGGUUUAGGACUCAAACCUUUAUAUGGCUGCCAUGGCAGCCAUGGUGACUGUUUCCAGAGCAAGUAUGAUGGAUGUCGGUCAGCAAGUCUGCUUGAAUGAAUGGACUGCCUAUGAACAUUGGACUGAAUCAUGAUUAGUGGACAUAAAUUUAGUUCUUUUGCAUGCAUCUCUCUUAGUUUACCUUAGCUGGUUCAUCAUGUUUGGUAGUUUGGAUUAAUGGUUAGAGGUUUUCAGAUUAUAGAAAAAAUGAUGACCAAGUGAUAAAUGCAAUUCCUAUAGGGAGGACCUGGUUAAUUAUUUCUAUGCGAUGUAUGAGGGUGCUAAAGAGAUGGCAAGAGAGAAAUCAAGACAGGCAGGCAGAGAAAUGAGAAUAUAGAAAUGAAGGCCGAUCCCAUUUCUUCUUGCCCAGUGGAGCAGGGCUGAUAUCUGUCAAAAAAGUUUAUGCUAAUUAAGAUGACAUAUCAACACUGGAGACUUCAAUCUAUUCUCUGGGAGACAAAACUCGAGCUUCUUUAAUGAACUGUUUGAUGGUUUUCUUUGCUCUUGGUUGUGCAGUUGCGAGGGAAAUGCUGAUUAGAUUGCAUUGCUGCUAUAUAUUCCUUUGUCACUUCUGUACUGCUGAUGGCAAAGGAUAGACAAUGUAGACGGUGAAGCUGUAUGAUGUAUUUUCUUUAGCUGCAUUAUGUCUUCUUUGAUGGGGUUGGAUGUGCUUGGAGGUCAGGAUGGGAGAUUUACACCAUGUUUUUGAAAAGAAAGUGUCUCGAUUACCAUUUUUGUUCCUAGAUGCAAUACUCUUUAAAUUGGUUCCAAAUGAGAGGAUUUGUUUACCUGGCUUUGUUGACAAGUAUUCUUUUAUCCCUGUUUCUGUAGUCACUUUCCUCUGCUACUGGUGAAGUUGAGAAAGAGGCAGUGUGUAGUAGAUGCAUGCAAUCUGAUUCUGAGAAUCCACAAAAAGGCUACAUCAUCAUGAAUGGCCAUUUGAAUUUCUGGUAGUUGUUUCGUACUGUCAUUUAUCUGUGAUCCCAUGCUUCAUCUCCUUGCAGCUGCUUUCCUUGGCAUGUCAUCUUUUGCACGCAAUACUUGAAUUAUAUGCUUCUUAUGCUCUUCUGCAAUCUGAACUCAACUUCUUGGCUCUCCAUAGAUUUGGGAUAACUAGAUGUUUCUGUCCUUCUGACUAUAGGCAAUCCAUGUCAAAAGAACUCCAAAAUCUGAAGCAUAUUCUAAAUCUGAGGGAACUUGAUUAUCGCAUAUGUGUGCGGUGUUCUUGACGUUUGAAACUAGAAAAAUCUCCCUCCUUUUCUUGUUAGAUAUUCAUUGCAAAUUAUUCACAUAAAAAAGGGACAAUAAAAGAUGUGGCCUCUUCAAGGGUGGUGGAAAACUGAGACUGUCUGAUCGACAUUAAGAUGAUCUUCUUUUGCAAUGUCCUACAUACUAUUGGCUUGCUAUAUUGAUGAUCCUAGGAAUAUGGUGCUAGUAUGAUCAUCUUGCUUUACAUGAUCAGUGACAAAGACACUUGAUAUUUCAUUAGUGAUUGAAAGCAGACCUUGGAGUCCCCAGUUUUGCUUUGCUUCACUGCAACCUGAGCCUUAACGUUGUGCCUAGAUCAGGAAUCUGAGUUGUUCUCCAGAUAACAAAACAUCUCCCUUCACUCCAAAGACUUUUGUUGCCUCCUCCCUCCUAAUGUCUUGAGAGGUCUCAAAAGAGAGAGAAAGAGUAAACUAAAACCUUUUAAGGCCUCCUAUUGCAGUGUAAACAAGGAUCUGGGCAGAAAAAGGCUUCUCAAAAAGUCCGAAGACAAAGCUGAAGCAACCUACCACCUUACGCAAAUGACCUUCUCUGACCAUCUUUUUCUUUAAAAAAAAAAACAGCUUAUUGGAUAACCAAAUUCAAAGAAUACCGUUUCCUUUUUUUUAACUUGCAAUCUCAGUUUGAAAUAGAAUCCAGUUGGUUGGUUGGCCGGUCCCAUGCUUCUUUUUUUUUUCUUCCCUCCUAAAUCUCACCAGAAACGAAGAUAGAGACCUGACAUCUCGAGCUUUAUAUAUGGAGAGGUGGCUGUCUGCUUUGGUCACAGAGAACUUGUCUCUAUCUUCGUGCUAUUGUUUCUCCUCCUCCCAGCCAUUUAACACUUCUUUACCAUCCCAUUGUUCUUUGUCCCUUCUUUCCUUAUUUUGUCUUGUCCUUAUACGAUACUAAGACAAGACUCUAUGGCUGACAAACAGAGCAGCAGUGCCGGUGCGUAUGAGGAAGCAAACACAAGGUGCAUAGGUGAUGGAGAUGAGAACAUCAUACUGAACCCUCACUUUGACGAUGACCUGAACAAUUGGUCUGGAAGGGGAUGCAAGAUUGCUCUGCAUGACUCAAUGGGAGAUGGAAAAAUACGUCCACUGAGUGGCAAAUUCUUUGCUUCUGCAACUGAACGCACUCAAAACUGGAAUGGAAUUCAGCAGGAGAUCACUGGCAGGGUGCAAAGAAAGCUUGCAUACGAGGUCACUGCACUUGUGAGGAUUUUCGGGAAUGCUACUACUGCCGAUGUGCGUGCAACUCUGUGGGUUCAAGCAGCAAAUGGCCGCGAACAAUACAUAGGCAUCGCUAAAUCGCAAGCCACCGAUAAGGAUUGGAUGCAGUUGCAAGGGAAGUUUCUUCUAAAUGGGGUGGCUUCAAAAGCUGUCAUAUUUAUAGAAGGGCCACCUGCUGGUACGGAUAUUCUUCUCGACAGUUUAGUAGUUAAACAUGCAGAAAAGCUCCCACCAUCAACUCCACCUGAUUUUGAGAAUGUUAUCUAUGGAGUCAACAUAAUCAACAACAGCAAUCUCAGUGAUGGCCUAAAUGGGUGGUUUCCUCUUGGUCCAUGCACUCUAACCAUUGCUAAUGGCUCGCCUCAUAUGAUUCCUCCAAUGGCAAAGGACUCCCUUGGACCACAUGAACCUUUAAGCGGUCGCUAUAUUCUUGUAACAAAUCGCACACAGACCUGGAUGGGCCCUGCUCAAACAAUCACUGACAAGCUGGAGUUGUAUCUGACAUACCAAGUAUCAGCAUGGGUCCGAGUUGGUUCUCAAAGAAACGGUCCUCAGAAUAUCAAUGUUUCUCUAGGUGUAGAUAGCCAAUGGGUCAAUGGGGGCCAAGUUGAAGCUUAUGAUGAUAGAUGGUAUGAAAUUGGGGGAUCAUUUAGGAUUGAAAAGAAACCUUCCAGAGUCAUAGUUUACAUUCAAGGUCCUUCGUCAGGAGUCGAUCUGAUGGUUGCAGGGCUUCAGAUAUUUCCUGUUGACAGGAAAGCAAGAUUUAAGCACUUGAAGAAACAGACAGACAAGGUACGAAAGCGAGAUGUUGUCUUAAAAGUUUCAGGAUCGGAAACUGAUAUUCCAUGGGGAGCCUUUGUGAAAGUCAAACAAAUGCAGAACAGUUUCCCCUUCGGAUCAUGUAUCAAUCGAACGAACAUAGAUAACGAGGACUUCGUCGAUUUCUUUGUAAAGAAUUUCAACUGGGCAGUGUUCGGCAAUGAGCUCAAGUGGUACUGGACAGAGCCACAGCAAGGAAAUUUUAACUACACUGAUGCUGAUGAGCUCUUGGACUUGUGUGAGAAGAAUGGGAUAGAGGCUAGAGGCCACUGUAUCUUCUGGGAAGUCGAUGGCGCUGUCCAGUCCUGGGUUAAGUCUUUAAACAAUAAUGAUCUAAUGACAGCCAUUCAGAACCGGCUGAACGGUCUACUCACGAGGUACAAGGGCAAGUUCAGACACUAUGAUGUGAACAAUGAGAUGCUUCAUGGUUCUUUCUAUCAAGAUAGGCUUGGAAAGGAAAAGAAUAUCAGAGUUUACAUGUUUAAGACUGCCCAUCAGCUGGAUCCCUCUGCCACCCUCUUUGUGAAUGAUUACCAUGUGGAGGAUGGAACUGAUACUAGAGCUUCUCCUGAGAUGUAUAUAGAGCAAAUCCUUGGUCUCCAAGACCAAGGUGCACCAGUUGGAGGAAUUGGAAUACAGGGGCACAUAGAUAACCCAGUUGGGCCAAUUGUAUGCUCUGCAUUGGAUAAGAUGGGGACACUUGGUCUUCCAAUCUGGUUUACUGAACUGGAUGUCUCAUCAGACAAUGAGUAUGUUCGAGCCGACGACUUGGAGGUUAUGCUUCGGGAGGCCUACGCACACCCUGCAGUAGAAGGCAUCAUGCUGUGGGGAUUCUGGGAGCUGUUUAUGUUCCGGGACAAUUCGUGCUUGGUUAAUGCUGAAGGUGACGUUAAUGAAGCUGGUAUGAGGUACCUGGCUUUGAAGGAAGAGUGGCUAUCUCAUGCGCAUGGUCACAUCGACGAUCAAGGAGAGUUCAAAUUCAGAGGCUUUCAUGGCACCUACACUGUCGAGAUCUUCACCUUAACAAAGAAGUUAUCUCAGAAGUUCACUGUGGACGAAGGGGAUUCUCCUCUGGUAGUGAACAUUGACUUAUGAAAGGUUACAUGAUUACUAAGAAGUUCGACAGAAUAAGGAGCUGCAUUCUUGAUAUUGUUGUGAGCUCUUGUACAUGAGAUUAAAUAAGUUCUGUGGCCUAGCUUGUGAUUAUGAAAUUGCAAUACAAAGAAAAUAAAUGAGAAAAAAAAAAGUAGACUCUGAAGGAA